This is a messenger RNA of Geodia barretti, 402 nucleotides long. The record is from the annotation of a GenBank genome assembly. NCBI's taxonomy places the organism in Eukaryota, Metazoa, Porifera, Demospongiae, Tetractinellida, Geodiidae.
AUGACAUCAAGACCGGCAGACCAAGACCGGGCAUCUGUAGGGGCAUUGCUGGACGAUGCCUGGGGUCAAUACCAUGCAGCGGUAGAGAGGCUCAACGCAAGGGACGUCCGCGACGCCUGCGGCAAGGCGUGGAACGCAACAAGGGCGGCCUCUGAAGCCGUCGUGCUGGCUCACCGGGGGAACACUGCUACCCCGAUCAACAUUUCCAGCGGUCUGCGGUUUCUCGCCAGGAAAUACGACCUGCCCAACCUGUCCGCCGGUUAUGCCCAGCGAGCCCAAUUCCUCCGCAACGACGCCUGCUACUACGGCGCCUGCGACAACGAGGACAUACCCGACCUGAUCCAUGGAACGGCCGAAUACAUCCGGGCCGCUCAAGAGUUGGCCCAUCACCAAGAGGACUGA